Messenger RNA from Entrophospora sp. SA101, 480 nucleotides. Lineage: Eukaryota; Fungi; Glomeromycota; Glomeromycetes; Entrophosporales; Entrophosporaceae. The record is from the annotation of a GenBank genome assembly.
AUGUCUUCUUCACGCUGGGGUGGUACUCCUCAAUGUCCUCGCUGUCAAAAGGCAGUAUAUAUGGCUGAACAAGCCAUUGGACCCAAUGGAGCAUGGCACAAAACUUGUUUAGCUUGCAUUGAUUGCAAUAAACGAUUGGAUUCAUUCACACUCGCAGAACAUGAAGGAGAGGCAUAUUGCAAAGUUUGUCAUGGACGUCGUUAUGGACCUAAAGGUUAUGGUUUUGCAUCAGGCUCAUCUUUCUUGAGUACAGACAAACCAUUAAAAUCAAGAUCAAUGACCACACUAGUUAAUGAUCAGACAUCAAACCUCGAUAGAUUAUCGUCAUCCCCGCCUACUUCUCCAUCAAGUCCAUCACUUGGAUUUUUUAGUUCUAGGCCUCAAUCACCUAAAGGACCUAGACGUGCUUUCACUCUACCAAAUAAUAAUGAUAUAUGUCCACGUGCUGCAUUUCUAACUACCGAAGGAACAGCAAGAUAA